UCAGACCCAAGCUGAGCUGCUCUCAUUUCUCUUUUCAGUGGAGAUCUGCACACCGCAAACUGUACAGAGAAGCUGUCCAGUGAGGGCACCUAAGUGUUCGGUCCAACCGCCAUAAAAGCCAGGCGACCUUGGAAGUUGCAUCUUACCAGAGAAAGCCACAAGACAAGGCACCAAGAGAUGGAGAAGCCCCACAUACUAGCCACGAAACCUGGAGAGUACAACGGCAUACGUCAGAUAUUUGCACCUCUCCUUGAGAAGCAUUUCACAGUCGUCCCCUAUCAUGAAUUUGAAAAGAACCCAAAUCGCUGGGCAGACAAAAUCCAGGCUCUGAUCGUAUUUUUCAGCAUUCCUAAAAUUAGCAGAGAUCUUCUGCUCUCCUUGCCCAAUCUGAAGGCAGUAAUAAGUGGAGGAGUUGGGGUGGACCACCUGGAUAUCCCUCUGAUAACUAGCUUUGGGGUAAAAAUAGCCAACACGCCCAACAUCGUGGAUAAUGCAACAGCGGACAUGGGGAUGGCAUUGCUACUGGCGUCUGCACGAAAGCUCAUAGAAGGAUACAAGAUUGACAUUUCUCCUGAUAUGACAAAAUUGACACAUUGUGAUCUUGGACAUGAUGUCAGCGGCUCCACUCUCGGCAUUAUAGGAAUGGGCCGAAUUGGAUACAAGAUUGCUAAGCGAGCACAAGGAUUCGACAUGAAGAUUCUGUAUCACAAUCGAAAACAAAGGGAAGCAGAAGAUGAAAAAGCUGUAGGUGCUACCUACUGUGCAAAGAUUGAAGAUCUGCUGCGUGAGUCAGACUUUGUGAUGCUCUCUGUGAACCUGUCUCCUGAGACGCACAAGUUGAUUGGGAAAAGGGAAUUGAGCCUGAUGAAGCCCACGGCCACACUUGUUAAUGUUAGCAGAGGUCAGUGUCAGCUCAUUUUUAAUUUACAGGUCAGAGGAUAUUGGAUGACCGACCCCAAAUCAGCCACUCCUUUGCUGACAUUACUUCUCCCUGCAUUCAACUUAUUCAGAGUGAUGAAAGACCCUCAGCAAGAGUCUCAGCAAGGUAGUGUUGUUAAACACACCUGGAAAACAUGUAAACUGCACACAGAAGGAUCCUGCUUCUCGUGA
Messenger RNA from Erpetoichthys calabaricus (reedfish), 1110 nucleotides. Its product is annotated as probable 2-ketogluconate reductase. The record is from RefSeq and is a predicted model, not a curated record. Bases 178 to 1110 code for a protein of 310 amino acids. Lineage: Eukaryota; Metazoa; Chordata; Cladistia; Polypteriformes; Polypteridae. Gene Ontology annotation, cellular component: cytosol. The transcript is spliced from 6 exons. Gene Ontology annotation, molecular function: hydroxypyruvate reductase [NAD(P)H] activity; glyoxylate reductase (NADPH) activity; NAD binding.